Molecule: messenger RNA, 1893 nt
Organism: Acanthisitta chloris (rifleman)
Lineage: Eukaryota; Metazoa; Chordata; Aves; Passeriformes; Acanthisittidae
Product: HHIP-like protein 2
Source: RefSeq, a predicted model, not a curated record
GAACGUUCUCCAUAUGCUGCACAUCUCUAUGAUGCAGAAAACCUUUGGGCACCUCUAAGAAACCUCCCAGGACUCUGUUUUGAUUACUGCUCCAAGUUUCAUUUCAGCUGCCACUCUGCCAUCAGCCUGUUGACAAGUGAUAAGCACAUCCAAGGAUGCUGCGAGACAAACACUUUUUGCAACCUCCUUCACCUCCACAAUGAGGGCUGUUGCUUCCCCAAUGUGCUGAAGAACAUGGCCUUCAACUGCAACCUGGACUCGGUGGUGGAGGAUCGCAAGGGCUGUGUCUAGGUUUGCUUGACUGAGGUGGCCAAUGGCCUGCAGAACUCAGAGCUCAUGGUGCAUGCCAGUGACCAUACCCACUGCCUGUUCGUAGCUGAGCAGGUGGGCGUCAUCUGGGUCUACCUACCCAAUGUCAGCCAGCUGGAUGAGCCUUUCCUGGAUAUUAAAAGUAUGGUGCUGGAUUCAUGGCUAGGAGAUGAGAGAGGCUUUCUGGGGAUGGCUUUCCACCCCAAGUAGAAUUACAAUGGGAAGUUUUAUAUCUAUUACAUGUACAUGGAUAAGAACCGAGUGGAAAAGAUAAGGAUCAGUGAAUUGAAGGUUUUGGCAUCUGAUGCCAACAAAGCUGAUCCGUACUCUGAAAGGAAUCUUCUAGAGCUUGAGGAACCAGCUGCAAAUCAUAACGGUGGGCAGCUGCUCUUCAGUGUGAAUGGCUAUACGUAUCUAUUCACAGGGGAUGGAGGGAAAGCUGGAGACCCUUUUGGAAAAUUUGGGAAAGCUCAAAAUAAGAGUACUUUGUUGGGGAAAGUCUUGAGGAUUGAUGUGGAUGGAAAAAGCCCUGAUGGAAAGCCUUACCGCAUUUCUCCUGAUAAUCCAUUUGUGUUUGAUCGCAAAGCCUGCCCUGAGGUUUAUGCUUACAGGGUCAGGAAUUUGUGGUGCUGUGCAGUUGACAGAGGGGACCCUAUCAUAAAAAAGAGAAGAGGGAGAAUAUUCUGUGGGGAUGCUGGGCAGAACAGGUUUGAAGAAAUCAAUCUGAUUGUUAAAGGAGGGAACUACGGCUGGAGAGCAAAGGAGGGUUUUGACUGCUAUGACACAAAGCUUUAUCACAAUUCUUCUUUGGGUAAAGAGACGUUUCUUAUAGAAGAUGACUUUAUUACAUGUGUAUAUUUAGUGGACUACAGCACCAUUUUUCCAGCCUUGACAAGCAACUACGCAGAGAGCUCCUUAAAGUCUCUGGGUCUGUUCUACAGACUAACAACUUGUGCUUUCCCUGGAAUGAUCAGUUCGUACAGCAAAUUCAUCAUCUCAUUUGCUGAGGAUGAAGCAGUUGAGCUGUGUUUUAUGUCUACUUCUUAUCCCAGUGCUUAUGCACCACAUGGAUUACUCUACAAGUUUAUUGAUCCUGCAAGGAGUGCACCACCAGGGAAGCAUAAAUACAAGCCUGUUCCGGUGAAAACAAAGAGCAAGCGGAUACCAUUUGUUCCAUGUGCAAAGACUGUCCUUGAGCUGUUUAAUGAAAUUUCAAAAACCAAACCUUGGAAAAAAUCUUCUACCCUCACUGCAGCCAUCCCAACAGUUUCUUCUAAGAAAGCAAAAAAGACCUCAUCUACCAAAAUAAAAGUAUCAAGGGUGUCACCAGCUCUGUCUGGUAAAGAGAGACAGAGAGUUAAAGCUGAGGCUAAUCAUGACAAGCCAAGGCAGGGAGAGAAGGUUGCACACAUCUCUAGAAGUACUCCAGUACCACCUUUGCCAAAGAAGAAGAGCUCCCACCUAGCCAGAACCAAGAAGGUUCUUCCAAAGAAAGCAGCACUAGCUAAGGGAAAACUGGAGAAGAGGAGGAAGAAGCAGCUUUUAAAGCUCAGUGAUUUACCAGAAAAAGCAAGUCCCUUUUAA